Molecule: messenger RNA, 1152 nt
Organism: Humulus lupulus (European hop)
Lineage: Eukaryota; Viridiplantae; Streptophyta; Magnoliopsida; Rosales; Cannabaceae
Product: F-box protein CPR1-like
Exons: 1
Coding region: 1-1152 (383 amino acids)
Molecular function (GO): protein binding
Source: RefSeq, a predicted model, not a curated record
AUGGAGAAAGUAUGUUACAUAUCCUAUAUUCCUAUUCACCUUAUUGAAAUGAUAUUAUUACUACUAGAUUGUAGAUCUUUAAAGAAUUCGAAACGCGUGUGCAAAAAGUGGAACUCUUUGAUAAGAGAUUUCACUUUCAAGAAAAUGCACUCGGAUAAUCAAAGAAUAAGGUCAACCCUUUUUGUCCGAGGUGAUCAAUUUUGGGCUAGUAGUAGUGCUUCUUCAACAAGCUCUCAUGAUAUUACUUACUUCUUACCCAAAAAGAUAAACUAUUCGUCGUUGGUCAUAGAAGGUUGUGACAAAGGAGUACUAUGCUUAACAGAUUAUAUCGACAAAUUCUUCUACCUAUGGAACCCUGCAAUCAGAAAGGUUAAGAAUUUUGGAAAGGUUAAGAAUUUUGGUCGAGGAAGGUUGGAAAAUUUCAGACUCGGAUUUGGCUUCGACUCGGUAAGUAAUUGUUUCAAAGUUGUGAAAGUAAUUUCUGAUAACGACUGCAAGCAUGAUGGUCUCUUCAAAGAAGAUAAUAGAGUCGAAGUUUACAAUUUUGGCACAUUACCAUCGGAUAUUGGUUAUGUGAUUGAGAAAAAAUCAUCAAUGGUGAAUAAUAUAUUUUCAUCUUGUUCAACCAUCAAUAGAACUCGUUCGAAUAGCAAGUGCUCUAUUGUGGUGAAUAAUCGUGUUCAUUGGAUGUUGUUCUAUGGUAGUGGUUAUAAUAAUGAUCGUGAUGAGGGCUAUUCGUUUGGAAUAGUUGCUUUUGAUCUACACAAAGAGGAGUUCGAGUUGAUUAAUACACCUAAAGAUGUGGUGAGAGUGUCACAAGUUGAAAAUAUAAAUAAGCUUUGUGAGUGUCUUGGUUUUAUUACUUGGGAUGAGUUAAAUCUUGUGGCAGAGAUAUGGGUGAUGAAGGAGUAUGGGGUCUUUGAUUCUUGGACGAAACGACACACAAUCAACUUAGAAAGUUUGUGUGGUAACUAUCGUCCUUUUUUAAAUCUUUUGGUUAAUUUUGGGAAUGAUGGCGAUCUGUUCAUCAGUGUUGGUAGAGUUCUUUUGUUUUGGUAUCAUUUGGAGAAGAGCUCCGUUCACGCAGUCAGUCUUAAUUAUCAGCAUAGACUUAACAGUAUUGUGACUGAUUAUGUUGAAACUCUCUUUUAA